CUUCUCUCUGAUGAAAUUAUUUGUGCAUGCUGCUAUAAGGACAGCACGAUCUCAUGACGGGCCUGUGUAUCUGUAUAGAUUUGCUGUUGACGCCAAAAAUAAUGUUUUUAAGGCUGUUAUGUGCGGAAAUGUUCCAGGUACAUGCCAUGCGGACGAUGUACAAUAUUUGUUUAAACCAAAGCAUGCUAAAUGUUAUGAAAGUGGUACAGUCGAACGGAAUACUUCUGAAUUUCUUGCUUCUGCUUGGACAACUUUUGCAUUAUUGGGUCGACCAUAUGACUCAGAAUUGCAAACUGCACAUUGGCCUCUGUACAGUGAAAACGAAGCUUAUCAAUCAAAAUCGAACUAG
This is a messenger RNA of Ctenocephalides felis (cat flea), 349 nucleotides long. Its product is annotated as carboxylesterase 5A-like. The transcript has 3 exons. Lineage: Eukaryota; Metazoa; Arthropoda; Insecta; Siphonaptera; Pulicidae. The record is from RefSeq and is a predicted model, not a curated record. The annotation marks the transcript as partial.